UGUUUGUCACGUGUACCGACGCGGGUAACGAGGUUAUGUACGAUUAACUUCGGUGUAAAGUCGAAAAAUUAUCCUGCACAAUGUCCAACGAGCACGAAAACGACGAAAGGGGUAAGAAAAGAAAGAAGAAACGAUCUCACAUUCAGAUGGCGAAGAAACUUGCACGACGAAGAUAUCACGGAUCCGACGUAGAUUCGGACACUUAUCAGUACAUGGUGCGUAUCCUGGAAUUGAUGAAAACCGAUUUCCCCACUGCCGAGGAAAAGUUGUUAUUCGUGAAUAACGUGUACGUGGAAACCACUGGCCGUGAAAUCGAGUACGCCCGAAACCAGGUUGGCUCCAGGAUAUUGGAUUCGCUGUUAACGUACGCGAAUUUAGAAACGAUUCAGAGGUUAGUCGACGCUUUUGGACCUUCGUUACGACCGCUCAGUAGCGACAGAUUUGCUAGUCACGUUUUGCAAAAGAUCGUGGUAGUUUGCGCGGAUAGGGCAAACAGAGGUCCACCUCCGGAAUCGAAGGCGGAACAAAGCGUAGAUGCGAACGUAGAGGUUAAGGAAUCAGAAGUAAGCUCGUACAACGGUAUCGUGUUGAAAUUGAGCAAAUACUUUAUCAACAAUAUAGAGGAAUUUGUAUUCGACACGUACGCGAAUCAUCUUUUGAGAACAGUGAUCGAGUGUCUCGGCGGUUUGAUAGAUAAACCUAACAGAAACGAUAAAACCAAGCUGGCUUUCGGCAAAAGGCGGCCGGUCGCAGGAGACUUUAAAGAUUUGUUGUUUGCAACGUGCAACAGACUGUACAAGUGGCCUCGAUUUGUCGAGUUUGGCCAAGACGAGCUUACAUCUGGAUUGUUGCAAAGCGCUUUGUACUCUUUGAAGGAUGUCUUCCCGGAAAUGGUGGAGGCGUACGUAAAAAAAAUUACAAACGAAUGUUUCAAACCUGGGAAAGAGCAACAGCUGUCGAGCAUCUUCGACGCAGAAUCUUCUAUCAGACUGCUGGAGGUUUGUUUGGCUGUAGCUGAUGAAAAAUCCCUCUGUAAAAUUUACGAGGGAUACUUUUCGCAUCGUUUCAAGCAACUGUCGGUGACGCGAAGUACGAACUUUAGCGUGCAACGUUUAUUGGAUCACUGUUCCGUAAAAGAAGACUUUGAACGAAUAUUCGACCAAGUAUCCACGUAUUUCCCAGAAAUUCUCGAGAGCGGUUAUACCGGUGUUUUAGCCAGCGUGGCGAACGCGAGCUUAAAGUUGCAGAUAAAACAGGGGGCAUUCGUAACCGAACUUUUGAAAGCUCUUGGUUGCGAGGUAAAGGAGAAGGAGCAACAGCAUCAAGUCGUGGCGUGUAUAGCUUGCCUGAAAACGGUCCAGCAGUUGGAAAGUGAACGGAAAGAGAACGAUUCGAAGAGUUUGAUUAGCUUGCACGGAAGUUUGAUAGUACAAGCUAUUCUUAACUUUAACAAACCGAUAAAAGUGGUUAAUUCCUUGUUGGAAACAGACGCAGAGGAACUGGUGCGCAUGUUUGAAGAUCCGAAAGGAAGUCGUAUCGUAGACGCUUUUAUGGACAGUAAAUACGUCGGUGAGAAGAGCAGGGAAAAGCUCGGCAAGAAAUUAAAAGGAUACUGGGCUCGAUUGGCUCGCAGUACCCAUGGCUCUAGAAGCUUGGAUAAAAUGUGGCAAUGGGCGCGUAUCAAUCAGAAGAUUUUAAUCGUGGAAGAAUUAGCAGCUGUCGGAGAAUCUCUGCGUUCCACGAAAUCUGGACAAAUCAUAACGAACAAAUUAAACGUUUCGUUGUUUGCGAGAAAUAAGAAAGAUUGGACAGAAGCGAUAGGAAAGGAAGAAAAGACGCGAGCUCUUUUCGCCACUAUAAUAGGAGGAGACUCGAAGAAAAAAGAGACGUGA
This is a messenger RNA of Habropoda laboriosa, 1892 nucleotides long. Its product is annotated as nucleolar protein 9. The record is from RefSeq and is a predicted model, not a curated record. The transcript has a single exon. Gene Ontology annotation, cellular component: preribosome, small subunit precursor; nucleolus; 90S preribosome. NCBI's taxonomy places the organism in Eukaryota, Metazoa, Arthropoda, Insecta, Hymenoptera, Apidae. Gene Ontology annotation, molecular function: RNA binding. Bases 81 to 1892 code for a protein of 603 amino acids. Gene Ontology annotation, biological process: endonucleolytic cleavage in ITS1 to separate SSU-rRNA from 5.8S rRNA and LSU-rRNA from tricistronic rRNA transcript (SSU-rRNA, 5.8S rRNA, LSU-rRNA); ribosomal small subunit export from nucleus; endonucleolytic cleavage to generate mature 5'-end of SSU-rRNA from (SSU-rRNA, 5.8S rRNA, LSU-rRNA).